Coregonus sp. 'balchen' is the source of this 7318-nucleotide messenger RNA. The record is from the annotation of a GenBank genome assembly. NCBI's taxonomy places the organism in Eukaryota, Metazoa, Chordata, Actinopteri, Salmoniformes, Salmonidae.
GUGAAACUCCUGCAGAGGAACCCUGACUUUUCUGUCCCCUCCUCUCCGUCUCUCCAAGCCGGGCCAAGGCUCUGUACGUGCAAACAGACAUGACCAUUCACUUGUGAAGAAAACCCUGGAGAAAUUAUCCCGAAAUCGUGUUUGGUUGGAGAAACGGAGGGCAUAAUAGAGAAUAAGCAUAAUGGCCCCUAAAAACGUUAAAGAAACCUGGCUUUCAUUUUGUUUCUGUGUAGUUUUGGUCGCUCCAGUUCUGGUCGAAGCCCAGUAUGAGAAAUAUAGCUUUAAGAGUUUCCCACAGAAAGAUCUGAUGCCACUUGAAUCUGCGUAUGGACAUGCUCUGGACCAGUAUGGAACGCAGAACUGGAGGGACAGCAUCAAGUACCUGGAAUUGAGUUUGCGUCUUCACCGGCUCCUGAAAGACAGCGAAGCGUUUUGCAGCCAGAACUGUAGCACUGUCAGUCGGGACAAUGAUACCCUCUUCGCGGACAGCAGUCUCCGCAUCAUGCGGCAUUUCUUACUCCGGGCUUCGUGCCUUAAAAAGUGCAAAACAAAUUUUCCAGUGUUUACAGUGGCCUAUCCAAAGAGAGAUGUUCUGGAAGCUUUUGAGAAGAGGGUACCCUACCGGUACAUACAGUAUGCUUACUACCAGGUGAGAUCAAAUAGUUAUUCUGCUGAAUGGGUGGACAUUAAAUACAUUUAGGGUAAGAUAUCCAAAUAACGGUUUAUAAACGUCUACAUGUCUAUACUAUUGAUGGUCACAGUGGGUUUUCCCUUAAGUAGAUAAUAGGCCUAAUUGUAAGAAUCUUAGGAUAUGUUUAAUAAAAGAUUCAUUCUAAUAUUCUCAUCUAAUUGUAAUAACCUGUCUUGGCACACAUAUUACACCGUUAUGCGUAACUAAUGCAUAAUAGGCCGAUAUUUACAUAGGCUACUGUCAUAGCCUGAUACUUCAAAUGAAAUAGCAUAUAGUAGCUUGUUUUCCAUCAGCAAUACUUUGUCACAGCGUGAAACAAGCGGGAAAGAAUAACGUUUUUCCUAGACUUUCCUCAGCCCACCUGUUGAGAAUGCAGCAAACUCAGCAGUUGAACACACAUGCCACGUCUCUUAAACAGCGCCCCGUUAAACAGUCCCCCAGUAAGAACAAACGCCUUCUUAUUUUCUACCAAAGCAAACACCACACGUAGGGCUAUGAGGCAGAAUACCAGGCAGGCAAAUCAACAGCGUUCCCCGUGGCAAAAUAAAGAGGGUUUACUUUUGAAGUGAAAGUAAGCCAAACACGCUUGCAACUGGAAUGUGUGUAAAAUAUAUGUGUGCAACUAUUUCUGCGGCCUGUGCGCACACGUGAGUGUUAUAAUUUGAAUGUUUCCUCAGGCAAGCCCACUCCUCCCUUGGAGAGCAUCUUCUCAGGCCAUUACCUCUGCAUGCUCUCAGCAUCUUCCUCUAUUCACAUCCAGACGUUCUCAUAGGUUUUCCAUGCGCGUGUCAGCCAAACCGGUGAUCUCAUGGCUCUGUUAAGAGCAUUCUCCGUUUCUUCACUUGUUCAGAUAUAUUCCAAAAACCCUCCUCCAUAAGACAGACCAAGGUCACUGUUUGAAUCUACACAGCAUGGGUUCUUCACAAUUGCCAGGCUUAGCUACUACAUAGUAACCUUUGAAUAUAGGCAGACCAUAUUCUUCUUACUGCCAAAAGUGUUGAUUGACAGUUGAUAAUUUCAGCACAUGCCUUAAAGCCAUAUAGUGUCAGUGGCUGAAGCACACCUCUUAGCAGUUGGUGAGGUGAUUUGAGGUUAGAAGUCAUGUUAUUCUAAGGACUAAAUAGUGUUAGCAGGACCUGCUGCAUGUAGAGAACCCCUUGAUUCAGCUAGGCAUCCAUUAGAAUGAGAGAUAGUGUCUAUAGAAGUCAUCCAACGAUGACACCAAGUACCAGAGUACCAAGACCGACCAAUCAGACUACUGGACCCUAUAUGACCAAUAACAAUAACAAUGAUCCAUUCUGUAUCUCCUCUCUCCCACAGUUAAACAACAUAGAAAGGGCCGUGUCAGCGGCCCACACGUUCCUCCAGAAGAACCCAGAAGACCCCUUUAUCUCCAAGAACAUGAACUACUACAAGACCCUGUUUGAGCUGGACGAGUACCUCAUCGACCACGAGGAGCGACCCUACGAGGUCAGUGUGAGGUCAGCGCACAACCCGCCAUACAAAUCAUAACUAGCUCUGAUACCCAUCACCUGACACAGUAAUAGAACUGAUGAGAAUGGCUUACCAAGAAACACUUCCAAAAGGACUAAUUCAAGGUAAAAAGGAGUUGGAGCACUCAACAAAAAAAGCUGUACAAUGGAUUAAAGUGAGCAAAAAUAAAUAAAUCUCUGCCUUUUUUUUUUUUGAGUGCUCCAACUCAUUUUUACCUUGAAUUAGACCUUGGUAAGUUUUUCUCAAGAUUUUUGUCAUGGUUGUUGAGCACCCCUCCUUUCCUUUGUUUGCUGAAGCGCGACGGCCCACCUGAACACAGUACUAGAAUGAUUCAUUGAAAAUAUGUGUUGGUUAGUAUGUUAUCGAUGGCUUUCUCAAUCUAAACAUGAAUGGCUGAGAAACAUACUAUAGUAUUUCUUCACAACUCCGUUAGCAAAAAGUCUUCAAAUAGAAUGUAGGUUUGAAUUCUAUCCAAAUGUUGGUUGUUGUUCUGCAACUGUGUGCUAUGUUUCCCCCAGUCCUCCUACUCUGCAUCCCUCCUGUCCUUUCAGCCCAUAUCUAGUGUCUCUAACUGUGCUGUCCUUUCUGACCCAUCGCUGUUGUUCUUUCAGCCCAUAUCUAGUGUCUCUAACUGUGCUGUCCUUUCUGACCCCUGGCUGUUGUUCUUUCAGCCCAUAUCUAGUGUCUCGAACUGUGCUGUCCUUCUGACCCCUGGCUGUUGUUUCUUUCAGCCCAUAUCUAGUGUCUCUAACUGUGCUGUCGUUCUGGAACCCCUGGCUGUUGUUCUUUCAUGCCCAUAUCUAGUGUCUCUAACGUUGCUGUCCUUUCUGACCCUGGCUGUUUGUUCUUUCAGCCCAUAUCGAGUGUCUUCUAACUGUGCUGGUCCUUUUGACCCCUUGGCUGUUGUCUUCCAGCCCAUAUCUAGUGUCCUCUAACUGUUGCUUGUCCCUUUCUGACCCCUGGCUGUUGUUCUUUCAGGCCCAUAGCUAGUGGCUCUAACUGUGCUGUCCUUUCUGACCCCUGGCUGUUGUUCUUUCAGCCCAUAUCUAGUGUCUCUAACUGUGCUGUCCUUUCUGACCCCUGGCUGUUGUUCUUUCAGCCCAUAUCUAGUGUCUCUAACUGUGCUGUCCUUUCUGACCCCUGGCUGUUGUUCUUUCAGCCCAUAUCUAGUGUCUCUAACUGUGCUGUCCUUUCUGACCCCUGGCUGUUGUUCUUUCAGCCCAUAUCUAGUGUCUCUAACUGUGCUGUCCUUUCUGACCCCUGGCUGUUGGUUCUUUCAGCCAUAUCUAGUGUCUCUAACUGUGCUGUCCUUUCUGACCCCUGGGCUGUUGUUCUUUCAGCCCAUAUCUAGUGUCUCUAACUGUGCUGUCCUUUCUGACCCCUGGCUGUUGUUCUUUCAGCCCAUAUCUAGUGUCUCUAACUGUGCUGUCCUUUCUGACCCCUGGCUGUUGUUCUUUCAGCCCAUAUCUAGUGUCUCUAACUGUGCUGUCCUUUCUGACCCCUGGCUGUUUCCAGCCAUAUCUAGUGUCUCUAACUGUGCUGUCCUUUCUGACCCCUGGCUGUUGUUCUUUCAGCCCAUAUCUAGUGUCUCUAACUGUGCUGUCCUUUCUGACCCCUGGCUGUUGUCCUUUCAGCCCAUAUCUAGUGUCUCUAACUGUGCUGUCCUUUCUGACCCCUGGCUGUUGUUCUUUCAGCCCAUAUCUAGUGUCUCUAACUGUGCUGUCCUUUCUGACCCCUGGCUGUUGUUCUUUCAGCCCAUAUCUAAGUGUCUCUAACUGUGCUGUCCUUUCUGACCCCUGGCUGUUGUUCUUUCAGCCCAUAUCUAGUGUCUCUAACUGUGCUGUCCUUUCUGACCCCUGGCUGUUGUCCUUUCAGCCCAUGUCUAGUGUCUCUAACACUUUGCUUUGUCCUUUCUGUCCUCCAGCCUGUGUUCCUGAAGGCUGUGAAACUGUAUAACUCCGGAGAUUUCAGCGCCAGUGCUCGGGACAUGGAGCAGGCCACCACGGAGUACCUCAAAAUGUACGACCUCUGCCUGGCAGGCUGCGAAGGGUCAUAUGAGGUCACAGAGUACAAAGACUUCUACCCUACACUGGCAGGUGAGUGUCUGACAAAUCCCCAUCUACUCAUGGUCCCUAUUGAGAGGGCAGAGACUCUGGUCAUAGUAGUAUAAUGUUUCUCUCUCUCUCUCUCUCUCUCUCUCUCUCUCUCUCUCUCUCUCUCUCUCUCUCUCUCUCUCUCUCUCAGAUCUCUACACAGAAGUUCUGAAGUGUAAAGUGAAGUGUGAGGAGAACCUGAUGCCCAACGUCGGUGGUUUCUUCGUGGAAAAGUUUGUGGCUACCAUGUACCACUACCUCCAGUUUGCCUACUAUAAACGUACGCACAUGAAAGUGUCACUCCUUCAAUAGAAACUUUACUGCACUUGCAUUUCAUGACCAAACUAGUACAGCAACUAUUCAAUGUAAUAACACUACUUGAGUAGAAGGUUGUUAUGCAGUUGUCAGAUGACCCCCCCUCCCUCUGUACAGUGAAUGACGUGCGUAACGCGGCUCCGUGUGCGGCCAGCUACAUGCUGUUUGACGCUAACGACCAGGUGAUGCAGCAGAACAUGGUGUAUUACCGCUUCUACCGAGAACAGUGGGGCCUGGAGGAGAUGCACUUCCUGCCUCGCCCGGUGAGUAACCAGAUUGCUUUAUAUAACCUUCACGCCCAACUCAGCAUCCCAAUGUGCCCUGUCAAGACUUAACAUGUAAUUUCUGAUUAAUAUGAACCAUCAUCUAGAACAGUGGUAUUCAAAGUCAGGGUCACGACCCCGGGAACUGCAGUGGGAUCGGCAACAUUUUUUUGAUUGAAUGGGACAAUAUACAAACGUUUUUGAGAAAGAUAAUUUGAACAAAAACGUUUUAUUGAGUAAAUAUAUUUAUUGGUUUCUUUUCAUUUUCAUAAGAGAUGACAAUGCAAUGAAUGAAAGGUUAUUUGUUGAUGUAAAAAUCAAAAUUUACAGAUUCUAGGGAGGGAUCCCCAUAAAUUCUGGUGAAAGAAUUGGGUCCUGGCUGAAAAGGUUUGAAUACCACUGAUCUAGAAUUAUGGUAAUAAACUUUACCCAGAUUAACCUCAGCCCUGAACCUGAUUCCAUACAAGAUACAUAAUAGUUUCAGAUUUGGUGUAUGGUGUAGCUGUUGUUUCCUUACUAAAAUGUGCUAUGGAGCACCACAGCUCCACAAAAACCAAGAAAAGGAAAGCUGGAACAUAUACUGUAGCUAUGGUGUGAACACCAACACCCUACAAAUUAAUUAAAAUAUUUUAUAUUCAAAUUAAAAAGGAUUAGGUCCUAUAAUUCCUUGGUUAUGCUCUACCAGUACGGCACUUGCAGCAGCUGCUACGCCAUCAAUUAAAUAAAACCAACAAAGCUCCCUGAAAGAUAUAGGCCUUUUUGAAACUGUGACAAUUUCUAAUGGAGUUAGUGGUGCUGUAAAAACUUCAUGGUAUGCUAACUGGAGGGCAAAAGAGCAUUUGAAACAAAGGGAAACAACAUAGAAUGUUUGGUAGGUUAGCGCCAUAAACAAAUGAGGACUGUAGCUUUGUGUUCUCCUUGCUUCUUGAGUCAACCAAUGAUAUUGACGCGCCACGUUUGUUGCGCAGGAGGCACUGAGGUACUUUAACCAAACAACCAAGCAGAGGGAGAUGCUGGAGUUUGCACUGAACUACCUACGGACAGAUGAUGAGGUAAGGCUUGCCUGCAAAGGGGUGGAGAUGGAAGUAACAGAGGAAACCAGUUUUUAUGAGCAGGACAAAUUCUUGACAGAAGCACCAAAGUCAGAAGUAAUAAACUGUAAUAAAUUGGCUGGUUCGCUUCAAAUCUGGCGAGAAUUUGGUUCUGGGUUGCCGUGAAUAUUUCCAAUGUGCACAAAAUUUUGGGGGUACAGUAGCUAGUAUGCUACUUUGCUACUUAUUUUGUGACUGAAAAAUGACCGGCAAAGUGUUUGAAUUAACUUCAUGAAAAGAGGUGGGGGAAGGGACCACUGUAUCACAGUAUUUACUUUGGGGGAAAGCUGAUUCUGACUACAGGGGAUCUGUGAGGGAGACUACUGUGGAGAGAGUGGAAUGGAUAGAGAUUGAAAGAGGGUCAGUAGCUGGAAGAAAGAGAAAUGGAGAGAGAUUGAGAUUGAUAGGGUGAGGGAGGGGGGUUGUGUUUUCCGACAGUGGAGUGUGGUAUGUAGCUGGGUGGUGUCGGCCUCUGAGGCCCUGCCACAUGGGCUUUUCUCUGGUCAGCCCCUCCCAGCUAACCACACAGCCUCAGCCUAGACCUGAGAGGGGGAGGAGGACAGAGAAGGGGAAAGGGAGGGAGGGAAAUUACAGCAUGCACUAGUAGUGAGAGAUUUAUAAGAGCCAAGAGAAAGGCACAGAAAGUGUGAGAACGAUGACAACGUGUGUUAGAAUUCUAUCCCUGAGAUGUCUGCUAAGUGAAAUCAAGCCUCAUCUUAAAGUGUAGAUGUGUUGUUGUAUGUAACUCAGUGUUGUGUUCAUUGGCAGGAUGUGGUGAGUCCAGAGGAGGUGGCUGCUCCCUCGGCCCCCCCUGACGCUGAGUUUGAGGGGAUAGGAGAUUACGAGGAGUCCUUCGUAGCAGACUGGUGGCAGGAACCCAAAACCAAGGGGGACGCUGGGGAACCUGCAGCCUGACCCCAACCACCAACUCCACCAUGAACACCACCCCUCCCCCAAACAGAACACUACUCAAUUCCCCUCUCAAAGAAUAUGGACAGCCCUGCAGAGCCAGACCUUCCCCAUCCAGAAGUGCCAGGAUACUAUAUUUAGUUCACCCCAAACCUAUUAAAUUGUUCCAUGGUAUAUAUACUAUAUAUUUCAGAGCUAAAGGAACAUAAAAGGGAGAAUUUACAUUGCCAGUUGCACACAGUUCCACCAUUAGCAAGAUCACACAAACACCCACACAGGACCUGUUGAAGGUCAGAGCUGUACAUGUCUGAACUGAAAGCUAAAUUGUGCAUCUGUUUUAGCAUAAGGAAAGAUGUAUUAUAAUUGUUAAUACUGAAUGACUGUUAUUGUUGUUGUUACAUUUCUUAUUUAAUGAAAUGAUUUGCCUUUGUGCCUUAGCCCUGGUAAUAGGGCACUGAACUA